Molecule: messenger RNA, 1112 nt
Organism: Sinocyclocheilus rhinocerous
Lineage: Eukaryota; Metazoa; Chordata; Actinopteri; Cypriniformes; Cyprinidae
Gene: stx1a
Product: syntaxin 1A (brain)
Exons: 9
Coding region: 1-906 (301 amino acids)
Biological process (GO): vesicle fusion; exocytosis; intracellular protein transport
Cellular component (GO): plasma membrane; SNARE complex; endomembrane system
Molecular function (GO): SNAP receptor activity; SNARE binding
Source: RefSeq, a predicted model, not a curated record
AUGACAAGUUCAUUUUUUAAUGAUAAUAAACCACCUAAUGACUACCGUAUUUCUGUUCAUAAGGGAAAAGACCCAGAAGAGGUGGACGAGGUGGCCGUCGGUAUUGAAAAGGGUUUCAUGGACGAGUUCUUUGAGCAGGUAGAGGAGAUUCAAGGGUUCAUUGACUCUCUGGCAGAGAAAGUAGAAGAAGUGAAAAUAAACCACAGCGCCAUCCUGGCCUCUCCAAACCCAGCCGAGAAAACAAAAGCAGAUUUGGAGGAGUUGAUGACAGAUAUCAAGAAGUUGGCUAAUAAAGUACGCUCCAAGUUAAAGAAUAUCCAGCAGACCAUAGAGCAGGAGGAGGCACUAAACCAUUCAAAAAAUCCAUCAGCUGAUCUGAGGAUACGGAAAACACAGCACUCCACCCUGUCACGUAAAUUUGUGGAGGUGAUGACGGAAUAUAAUGCAACGCAGUCAGAUUACAGGGAACGCUGUAAAGGACGGAUACAGAGACAGCUGGAGAUCACGGGAAGAAAUACAACAAAUGAGGAGUUGGAGAGCAUGUUAGAAAGUAACAACCCCUCCAUCUUCACUUCAGGGAUCAUCAUGGACUGCAACAUCAGUGAACAGGCCAUGAAUGAGAUUGAGACGCGGCACAAUGAAAUCAUCAAACUGGAGAACAGCAUCCGUGAGCUGCAUGAUAUGUUCGUGGAUAUGGCCAUGCUGGUGGAGAGCCAGGGAGAGUUAAUAAACAAUAUAGAGAAGAAUGUCUGCAGUGCACAGGAAUAUGUGGAAAAGGCCAAAGAGGAAACCAAAGCAGCUGUCAAAGUCCAGAAGACUAGCAGGACGAAGCUGAUCCUGAUCGGCGGUUGUGUAUCCGUCUGUCUUCUCAUCCUCAUCAUCUCUCUAGCCAUUGGAUUGAGCUAACCCAAUCACUCCGCUGUCUGCUUGUGACAGACAGGAGCUCAGGACCAUCUGUUUGCAUACUGUAUUAUUUGUGAUAUAGCCGAUAGAUUCAGUAGAUUUUGUUUUUUUUUAAAUCAGACAUGCUGGGAAAUUACAUACAGACUGAGUGUGUUAAAGGGGUCCUAUUAUGCACUUUUACAAAGUCUUGAUUUUGUUUUGGGGGUGUA